This is a messenger RNA of Rhipicephalus microplus (southern cattle tick), 1916 nucleotides long. RefSeq lists its product as uncharacterized. The record is from RefSeq and is a predicted model, not a curated record. NCBI's taxonomy places the organism in Eukaryota, Metazoa, Arthropoda, Arachnida, Ixodida, Ixodidae.
GGCUCGUGCUGCUGCAGCUCAUGGAGGAAGGGAAAAUAUGCUGCAGUUGCUGGUGAAACCACUGGCUGCUGUCUCGCUGCUGUUAGGCCCAUUAAACGGUUGUCUUAAGUAGGGGGGUUCCGACGACGGCCGCUUCCUAAGUGACCGCCGAUAAUCCGACAGGCAAGUAAAUCUAGGAGGCUGUGGUCAUAGCCUCCUAUUCUAAAUGAUAGUGUAUAGGUGUUCUGUGCUCCUGUCUAGACUUACGUCCGUGUAUCUAGAGGAGGAGAUGGUGCAAUGGACGGCACUCUGAUAGCGACUAGUGCAUCGACGGAUAAGAAGCCGAAGGUUGAAGACAUGGUUGAUGAAAAUCAUUAUGCGAAUGAAGUUGCGGUAGACGUGAAGCUUACUGCUGAUCACGGACACUAUGUGAACGAAGUUACGACGGACGUGAAGCCGUGUGUUGAUCACGGACACUACGCGAAUCAGGUUACUGCGGACUCGAAGCCGUGUGUUGAUCACGGACACUAUGCGAAUGAAGUUACGGCAUUGGUGGACGAGAAGCCGAGGGUGGAUGAUCGGCAUGAUGCGAAUGCAAUUACUCUCUGUAAAGGUUCUGUUUCUGCGGAAGCCCGUGGCCAGUACCAUUUGCUCGUCUCUGUAGAAGAUGAUGUGCAUUCCUGCCGGCAGUGUGCCUAUACGACCAAGAUUAAGAGAAACAUGAAAGAACACCUUCGCCGACACACAAUGGAGCAUCCCUUGCAGUGUCACCUGUGCCCUGCUACUUUCACUGCGAAUAUCCGCCUCACAGAGCACAUUCGCACCCAUACCGGAGAGCGUCCUUUCUCUUGCACCCACUGCAAUGCAUCCUUUUCACGGAAAAACGGCCUCAAGGAACACUUGCGCACCCACACAGGAGAGCGUCCUUUCUCCUGUCUCUUCUGCGAUGCAUCCUUUCCACGAAAGCGUGACCUCAGGGAACACGUAAGCAAACACACAGGACAGCGUCCAUUUCCCUGUGACCAAUGUGAUGCAGCCUUUGUGAAGAGAGACACCCUCGUGAAGCACAUGCGCACCCACACCGGCGAACGCCCCUUUUCCUGUGGCCACUGUGAUGCGUCUUUUUCCCAAAAAAGCAACCUCAAGCUACACAUGCGCACCCACACGGGAGAGCGCCCUUACUCUUGUGUUCACUGCGAUGCAUCCUUUACACUGAAAUCCAACCUCACAAUGCACUUACGUACCCACACAGGAGAGCGUCCGUAUUCCUGCAUCUACUGCAAUGAAUCCUUUUCACAGAAAAUCGCCCUCAGUCGCCAUAUCUCAAGACGUCAUUCAAAUGAAGCUUAGAAGGGCAGGGGUGCCAGUGUUUCUAAUGUGGGGGUUACAUCACUGAUUUGUUGUACUAAAAGGUGAUCUUUUACAAAACCCUUUACUGACGUGUGCCGCCAAUAUGUGACAUUCCAGAAAACUCUGAGCAAGCAAGUCACGAAAUGUGUGCCGCCUUUAACGGCAGUUGCGAAGUACUCACAAACAACAUAGCUUACAGCAGGAAAUAUCUAGCACUGUGAUGUGUAAAGAAUUUUAUGCUCAAAGAGGUGUUGUGUAGCUGAUGGUGGAAAGCACGAUGCAUGUGAACAUCUCUCGUUUCAUAUUUUCUCGCCUGAGUGACGUAACUUCAGUCUUCUAUAAAUUUGUUGGUGUCUACGUACCCAAGAGGUUGCACACGACAUGUUACAAAGUUAUUAAGUACGUUUUUGUUACAAGAUCCUUGCUUUUGUGGCAUGCUGCGAAUUCGCAACAUACCUGUAUGUAUGUAUUCAAGUUGAAUUUUAGAUAAUGUAAGUGCGGAAUCAAUGCAAGGUUGCUAUGUAAAGCUCAAAAAUGAUUUUUUUAGCUGGUUUCAUAAUUCACACAAUAAAGGUUUAAUGUGCAUA